AGAUUAAAACUAGUUCAUUCAUUUGUAAUCAAGGCUUCAUGUUAAAUCUAUUAAAAUGCCGAUGAGUAUUUUAUCGUAAAGCUAGAAUAAGAAAGCUGUCCUUUGAAAGAGCCAAGUCACAAAAUGAGAUUUUGGUUAAUCUUAUUUGGUGUUGGUUUCUUUUUUGAUUUGAUUGUUGGACACACAACUGAUGGGACCAAACAGAAUGAAGCUUUAGUUGCCUCUUCCUCAUCAUCGUCCUCUUCAUCAGUGUCUUCAUCAUCGUCUUCAUCGACCAAAUCAGCCUCAAUCAAUUCAAAAAACCAAUGGAAUGUGAAACCUCCGAAAAGUGAAUUAUCAUUCGUCCCCAACUAUGUUCAACGGAAUCGAGUCCAAGAUUUAAAUAAGUCGCCCGAAUCCAAACCAGCUGUUGGAAGUACCCUUGAUGUGACUACCUCAAGUCCAAAUGAAAGUCAGAUUGAGUCUCCUUUGGCUAGCUUUAAUCAAACCAUCAAUCCAUCUUCAAAUUCAACUGCAGGGUCAAAAGAAACUGGAUUUGAAGUGAAAAGUUUAGAUGAGAUUCUAGAUUUAGCUGGUUUAUCAAGACUCGAUGUUGUCCCUUCAACUGAUCCAGGAACCUUUUUAGUCAAGACACGAUUCAAGUCCACAGGAUCGUGUACAAAAACGUCCACAAAGAAAUCUAAAAAGAAGUCAAAGAAAAAGUCAUCAAAAAAGUCAAGUAAAAAGUCAAAGAAAAAGUCCAAGAAGAAGAAGAAAAAGAAGAAGAAGAAGAAGUCUUGCUGUUGUUGCUGCUGCUGAAAAUUGAUUUACAAAGAUUUAAACUCUUUAUUGAAUCAAUUGCUCUUGAAACAGAUAUUCAUUAAUUGUUUCAUUUCAUAUUUAAAAUUAAAGUCAAAUUGAAACCAAUAAAACUCAUUACCAAAGGGUACAAAAUUACUCACCGUA
This is a messenger RNA of Tetranychus urticae (two-spotted spider mite), 945 nucleotides long. RefSeq lists its product as uncharacterized. Lineage: Eukaryota; Metazoa; Arthropoda; Arachnida; Trombidiformes; Tetranychidae. The record is from RefSeq and is a predicted model, not a curated record.